AUGACUGAACAAAGUUCAAUCAGUUCUGCUGUAUUUGGAUUGCAAGACACACUCAAAAAACUUCAGCAGCAAUGGCACUGCCUACAAGGUCAACCUUCCAACGAGAAACAGCCCAGCGAGCUUUUCGGUUUAGGAUCUGUGAAUCUAGAUAAAGCUCGCGAAGAGUUCUCUCAACAUAUAAAUGUUAUUCGCAAUGUCUGUUCGCAAUUCGAAACCGAAGUGUUGGGCGAUGUCAUGAAGAUGGGCGUUGGAGCAGAUCCAGCAUUCAGAAAGCAUUUCACGCAUUUGAAGGAACAAGCAACCUUAGAGAGCACCGUGAUGCGCGUGAAAGAUACACUCUCCAACACCAAAGAGUUCUUUGACAAAACAUUGCGAGACAAGGAGGAAUCGAAGUCGAAAAUCGAGACACAGCGCUUGGAGAAAUUGGCUCAAUCCAUGGGCUUGGUCACAUUUGUAGAUUCCUCGCAGAAAUUCGAAUCUAAUGUGCCCAUCACUACCAUUACAUUGGGAGGCACCGUCAUUGUCAUUGAUAUUGACAUUGACGAUAAAGGACGAGUCUUGAGAACGAAAGUGACCUAUGUAUCAGACACCAUGCAAAAUGACCAGGACGACCGUGUGGAUUUGAUGCUGACAGAAAACCUGCAAAAUCGACAAUUUGAGCUAUUCAAGCGCAAUUUGGGAAGUUUAGCUCUGUUAGAUAAACUAAACGUCAAAUACAAUCCAGUCGACUUUUUCUCGAUUGUCAAACACUUGUUGACUGAUCUUAGGACCAUCUGCAAUGAGGAAAUAUCCAUGGAGCCAGAAUUCAAAAAUGUUCUAUUGCAAGGUCAUGGUGUACCCAGUUUACAUUUGAAUUAUCCGGGCAUAUCAAUCGCAUAUUGGAUGGAUAAAAAGCAUGUGGCCAAUGUGCCUUGGGAGGAGGCCAAAUCAGCAUUUGAAACAGGCAUCAGUCAUGCAGCAUUAGCAGAGGCAUCUCGCUUGCUACUUUCGUUUGAAGAUUCUAUUCAGCCUGUGACAUAUUUACCAGUAUCUCGACUUUCAUGUCUACUAGGCAGUGAUUCAGAGGACUCUAUUGACCAAGAGCAUUUCAAGGUUGUGACAGAAACAGCAGCACCAGUAUUCAUGCCUCACUUCAAAUUUAUAAAAGCGCUUCCAACACAUCCAGAGUGUCAAUCUAUACCCAUUAGAUAUGUUGCUACAUUAGAUCCUCCUGUGCCAGUGUCGGAUGAAGUGUGCCAGAAAUUGAUGAAUGUCACUGGGUUAUCCAGUCUGGACACAGUGUCGCAAGUACCAUACAACCCCUCGACCAUGUCUUUGGAAGAUCUGCUUGUCAUGGAUGUUGCUGAUACUGUGUCAUUCUCGAAUAACUGGAUAUCCUCAUUUGACGACAUGCCCGAACAAUCAUACACAUGGAUGAAAUCUUCACCUACUAGCGCUAAAAUGGUAUCCAGAAUCCCAUUCCAGCACCCUGUUCAGAUAUACAAUGUGAUACAAUGUCUUCGUCAGCAGCAAAUGUUCAAUACGCUAUUCAAGAGUAUCUUUAAUGUGAAUACAUACAAAAAUCAACAAAACGGCACAUCUAUGGCAUUCUCUCUGCAAGACAUUUUGGCAGAGAGCAAGAAGGACAAAACGAUGAAGCUCGAGAUUACAACUGUAGAUGCCCCAAAUACAAUCUUCAUCACAUUAUCACCACCACCAUUGCCUAAUCAACUGUUUGUUAUGGUGCCUAUCUCCAUUGAUAUUCCCCUUGACAAUCCCACCAAGCCUACUGUCCGCUUACACGCACCCAGCCAUGCCAAAUCACAACGCUGGAAUCCUGCCAUCUUUGAUGAGGCCAAAAUGACUGAGCAAAUGCAAUCAACUCACAGCAUACCCGAGUUUAUUCAACAACUUUACAAGGACAUGGCCCAUGCAGACACGUAUUUGAUUGAUCGCACACAGCCCAAGCGUCGCCUUUCUGAAGAUGAUUUCUCAGCGACUUUGGAUGACAGUAAUAAACUCAUGAAGAUGGAAUUGGAUUAA
Mucor velutinosus is the source of this 2022-nucleotide messenger RNA. RefSeq lists its product as uncharacterized. The record is from RefSeq and is a predicted model, not a curated record. The coding region runs from base 1 to 2022 and encodes 673 amino acids. The transcript has 8 exons. Gene Ontology annotation, biological process: regulation of transcription by RNA polymerase II. Gene Ontology annotation, molecular function: transcription coregulator activity. Gene Ontology annotation, cellular component: mediator complex. Lineage: Eukaryota; Fungi; Mucoromycota; Mucoromycetes; Mucorales; Mucoraceae.